AUGUUACUGCCACACCCCUCGUUUGUUGGCCGCUUCUUUCAGUGCCGCUCAAAGGAAAUGGCCGGGGAUCGGUUAUGGGAAGACAGGAACAAUCGGUUCAUAACGAUUUUUGUCAGUGAGUGGGGUGGGGUGACGGCUCUUUCCACCUCCACGGCUGUCAUUUGGUGUCUGCACUCAAUUUAUGGACUCAGGGCUUUGUGCCGAUGUUACCCCUUUAGGACUGCGAACAAAACGCGUGUUAACACGAAUAUUUGUUUCAUCCUACAGGUUUAUAAGUGCUUCGCCAUCUCUGCGCGCUGCCUCUAUGUUUCUCCCUUUUGGAUGUGUUGCUUUUCGGCCCCUGACUGCCAGCCAGUCGGGCCCCUUUGUGGUGUUGAUUUCGUUGUCACGUGCACGGCAGAAGUGCCUCGGCUGGGCAGACGUUCGUGGGCUUUGAUCGCUUUGUUUUUGGGCGUGUACGUCCUCGUAGUCCGGGGUCUCUUCUGCAGUUGGGGGGGGGGGACCUCCAGUAUUUGA
Molecule: messenger RNA, 516 nt
Organism: Trypanosoma brucei brucei TREU927
Lineage: Eukaryota; Euglenozoa; Kinetoplastea; Trypanosomatida; Trypanosomatidae
Exons: 1
Coding region: 1-516 (171 amino acids)
Source: RefSeq, a predicted model, not a curated record